Asparagus officinalis (garden asparagus) is the source of this 2043-nucleotide messenger RNA. RefSeq names its product subtilisin-like protease SBT1.2. The transcript has a single exon. Bases 1 to 2043 code for a protein of 680 amino acids. The record is from RefSeq and is a predicted model, not a curated record. Gene Ontology annotation, biological process: proteolysis. Lineage: Eukaryota; Viridiplantae; Streptophyta; Magnoliopsida; Asparagales; Asparagaceae. Gene Ontology annotation, molecular function: serine-type endopeptidase activity.
AUGGCCCUUUACUUAGCUCUCCUCUUCUUCUUGCUAUCAAAUCUUACUCAUUUUUCAUGCCAUGGCAAGCUUCUCCCAGUGGUCAAUGAUCAAGGAGGCAAUCCUGGCCAGACGCAAACCUACAUCGUUCAUGUAGUAAACACCAAGGAAGCUGAGCUUCUCAGCGAUAUAGAUCUUGAAAUUUGGUACAAAUCCUUUCUACCUAACAACACUCUAGACUCGGGAGCACCUCGUUUGGUGUACUCCUAUCGACACGCAAUCAGCGGUUUUGCUGCGAGGCUAACUCCUACAGAAGUGAAGGCUAUGGAAGGUAAGGAAGGCUUUUUAUAUGCCCACCCUGACAAGCUCUAUCACCUAGAAACCACUUAUACCCCAGAGUUCUUGGGGUUGAGCCAGCCGUUCGGAGGAGCAUGGGAUGGCACCAUGUAUGGCGAAGGCAUCAUAAUUGGAAUUAUUGACACUGGAAUUUUUCCGAACCAUCCUUCUUUUAGCGACAAUCUAAUGCCUCCUCCACCUACUAAAUGGAAGGGUAAGUGUUAUUACCUCAGUUGCAAUAAUAAGAUCAUCGGUGCAAGAGCAUUCCGAAACGGAACCAGUCCUUCCCCAUUAGACACAGCAGGGCAUGGGACCCACGUGGCAGGCACGGCUGCAGGCAAUUUCGUGGACGAUGCCAACGUUCUUGGGACAGCCAAGGGUAAGGCCGCUGGAAUGGCACCUAAAGCUCACCUAGCUAUCUACAAAGUGUGCUUCGAGGAUGGCUGUUGGGGGCAUAAUACACUUAAAGCCAUAGAUCAGGCUAUCACGGAUGGAGUCGAUAUAAUCUCCAUGUCAAUUAGUGGUGCACAUAAUGCAACAUUCUAUUUUGAUUCAAUCGCACAAGGUUCACUAGCAGCAUUCAAGAAGGGAAUCUCCAAUUGUGCAUCCGCAGGCAAUAGUGGCCCUGAAAAAAAUACAUUGGCCCUUAGUGCCCCGUGGGUUUUGACAGUAGGAGCGAGCUCAACUGACAGAAGAAUAAGCGCAGCUGUAAAGCUCGGAAAUGGAAUGGAACUACAAGACUUACCAGACCAGGGAUAUACCACAUCUUCUGAAGCUCAUAUCCUUCCAGCUGUCCAAGUUAGCUUUGUGGAUGGGAUAAAGAUCAGAGACUACGUUAUGAUGUCAAACUCCACUCCUACCGCAGCAAUCAAGUUCAACUACGCACAAUAUGGAUUCCGACCAUCUCCAGCAGUCGCUUCUUUCUCCUCUAGGGGUCCAAGCGAGAUGAACGGCGACAUCUUGAAACCAGAUGUCCUUGCACCAGGCGUGAACAUUCUAGCAGCAUGGCCAUCUGGAGUCGGACCUAAUCCUAACCCGUUCAUCCUUAAAAACUUCAACUAUGACAGCGGCACCUCCAUGGCCGCUCCUCACGUUUCUGGAAUCGUCGCUUUAAUCAAGUACAAACACAAGCAGUGGUCACCAGCAGCGAUCCAAUCCGCCAUCAUAACCUCGGCCAAGGAGCUAGAUCUUGACGGGAACCCCAUCAAGGACGAGGCGGACAAUAAGACAGCCGGUAUCUAUGCCACAGGAGCGGGCCAGGUGAAUCCAGCCGGGGCGAUGGAUCCUGGUCUCAUUUACGACCUAACUCACGACGAUUACAUCUCAUACCUCUGUGGCCUAGGGUACAACGACACUGAGGUGUACUGGACAGUUGGCUAUUUUGUUCAAUGCUCCCGACACAAAAAGACCAGCCCGUCACAGCUGAAUUACCCCUCCAUCGCGGUAUCUCUCAGCUCAAAUUCAAGGACCCAGACCGUGCAACGAACAGCGACGAACGUAGGGGACGCUAACGAGGUUUACCAGGCGCGGGUCCAGGAGCCGCCCGGGGUCAGCAUUUACCUUUCUACGCACCAAAUUUCGUUUUCUAGAGUCCAGCAGGUCAAGGACUUCAAUGUCAGCCUCGUCAUGAGGCGAUCACCAGGGAAAGGGCUGGUUUCAAGGGGGAAACUCGAGUGGGUUUCGAACAAACAUGUUGUUACAAGCCCUGUCGCUGUCAGAUUCGCCUAA